UGCUGGCCUGUCAAAUGAUUAAUCUUCCAUUCAUUGGCCAUAGCAUUUCUGUAUUAAAAAUGCUUCAUUUAAUUGUUUUAAUGCAAUGUUUUUAAGAAAAUGCAUUGCCAGGUUUUUAUUAACUUUAUGUCAUAAUCACCAAAAUGAACAAAAACAACAACAACAACAAAAAAAACUGGAUGAACUUUUCACUUAUUUUCAAAUGCACCUGUCUUCUCACUGCAGUUAUUCCUUUUCUGUCAUAAAUGUUUGCUGCUCUUUGAGAAUAAUUAAAAAUCUCUCUACAGCUGGUUCUGAGUCGGGCGGACUCGGUUCCUUUUGGAGGCGUUGCAUGGUUCCUGCUCACUAUCUCCACCCUCCGGGGGAAGAGACUUCUCCGCGCACCGAGCAGUUUUUCUCUCCCCCCCUCCCAGCUCCGCCGUUAAAUCUAAAUUAGGUGUGACUGCAGCGCUCAAAAAGGCCAGUUCGGCGUCAAUUAAUAUCAAGAUUCAACCCUCUUCUUUUUUGCAGCUUUUUUUUGGAUUAUGGGGACGUUGGUGUGCGCCAACUGCAGACGCUUGCCAAGAUUAAACCAUCAUCCGGAGGUAGAAGAAAGGAUCACGAUUUAGAAAAACAAACAAACAACAACAAAAAAACCAACUAAUAAUACGUGCGUGAAUGCGAUUUUCUUUGAAUUUUUCGGUGCGCGUUUUUUCUGUGAACAUUCUCCGUAUAUUUGGACGCUUUUUUUGAGGGUUUGGAGCGCGCUGUGAGAGGUAGCAGCAGCAGCAGGGCUGUUUCCAGCUCAGAGUUAUUGGCAUACCCUGCAAUCAUCAUCACCAUCGUCAUCUGAGUGGUAACAUUCAUUUUAAUAUAACUGGCAUGAGCAGCUGUCACAGCUUCCUGCCGUUAUUAAGCGCUAAGGUGUGUGAGGAGCGGUGAACCAGCCUGCUGCUGCUGUGUGACGAGAUUAUUUCCAGAUACAGCGGGGCAGUUUGGAGUCUCAUGCGCCCAGAUCAAACAAUUAAGAUGACAAAAAAGGGUGACUGUCUCCAUUACCGAGCGAGCUGCGUUGGGAUUGCGUUUCAUUUCGUUGGGGGACAGAGAGUAGAGGAGGAGGAGGAGGAGAGGAAGGAGAAGCAGAGGAGAGCAGCUGAACCGCCGCUGACUGGCAAGCUGUGGCUUCAGUGAUGGACUGAUCUGGAGGUGAAGGGAUCCCAGUCACAGCCUCAGUUUCAUUUCUUCCCCCUCCUCCUCCCUCAGGAGCCUUCAUUCUUUAACAAAAACACCUCUGGACACUCUGCAGCACAGGUGAGGCUGCGGUGAAACCCAACAAAUUGUCCUGAUGAUUGAAAUACUCGGAAGCUUUCAGAGAUCAUACCUGGAUCACCGUCUCUGUAAUGCCUUCACAAUCUGAUUCCUUCAGCGCACCGAGAAGGAAUUAAGCCUCACAACGCUCCUCUUACACCAAGUGCACUGGAGACCCACCUGGAUCCAGUCUGCACCCCCAGAUGUUCUGAUUUCUUCUCCAGAAAGUCCUGUAUUUUUGGCUGCAUGGACACUUCUGCAAAGACGUGGCUGCCGCAUCAGGGUCAGUUUGGCUUGGUUGGUCAAGCGGAGGUUUGCUGUGGUGGACCGGGAGUUUUGACGCCAAACCAAUCCCGCAGGGCAAGUUUUGCCUCUGUAAGACAGUCGAGUAUGGAGACUCCUCCUAACACAACCCCUCAGCCCUUCAGGCAGCCGAGUUUUCUCAAUCGGAGGUUGAAGGGCUCCAUCAAGAGGGCGAAAAGCCAGCCGAAGCUGGACCGGACCAGCAGCUUCAAACAGAUGAUUCUGCCCCGGUUUCGUAGUGCUGACCAAGAGAGGACUCGCUUGAUGCAAAGCUUCAAAGAAUCCCACUCCCAUGAGUCCCUCCUUUCCCCCAGCAGUGCUGCAGAGGCUUUAGACCUAGUUCUGGAUGAAGAUGCCAUUAUCAAGCCUGUCCACUCAAGCAUUUUAGGACAAGAGUACUGCUUUGAGGUAACCACCAAUUCAGGGACAAAAUGUUUUGCCUGCCGAUCAGCUUCUGAAAGAGACAAAUGGAUUGAGAAUCUGCAACGAGCGGUCAAACCAAACAAGCACUCUUUUCAGGACAACAGCAGGCGGGUGGAGAAUGUGCUCAAGUUGUGGAUAAUCGAGGCUCGAGAUCUUCCAGCUAAGAAACGCUACUACUGCGAGCUUUGUCUGGACGACAUGCUGUACGCGCGCACCACCAGCAAACCCCGCACCGACACGGUCUUCUGGGGAGAACAUUUUGAGUUUAACAAUUUGCCAACCAUUCGUAGCCUUCGUUUGCACCUCUACAAAGAGACAGAUAAAAAGAGGCGCAAGGAGAAAAGCACAUACAUCGGCCUUGUCAGCAUCCCAAUAUCCAGCAUCACGGGCCGGCAGUUUGUUGAGCAGUGGUACCCGGUGAUACAGUCCAGUGUUUUAGCCAAAAGUGGCGGCGUUGGAAGUGCCAAAGUGAUCAAUGCUUCGCUGCGUGUCAAGUCGCGCUACCAGACUAUGAAUAUUCUCCCAAUGGAGCUGUACAAGGAGUUUGCCGAGUACAUCACCAACAACUACCGAACACUGUGCGCGGUGCUGGAGCCGCUGCUGAGCGUGAAGAGUAAAGAGGAGGUGGCGUUUGCUCUGGUGCACAUUCUUCAGAGCACAGGGAAAACAAAGGAGUUUCUUUCAGACAUGGCAAUGUGUGAGGUAGAUCGAUUCAUGGACCGUGAACAUUUGAUCUUUCGGGAAAACACACUCGCUACAAAGGCUGUGGAAGAGUACCUCAAACUAAUAGGUCACAGAUACCUCAAGGAAGCUAUAGGUGAUUUCAUUCGAGCCUUAUACGAGUCUGAGGAGAACUGUGAGGUGGACCCAAUGCGUGUCCCACCAUCAGUCCUCGCUGACCACCAAGCCAACCUCCGGAUGUGCUGCGAGCUUUUACUCUGCAAGAUCAUCAACUCCCUCUGCAUCUUUCCCCGGGAGCUGAAGGAGGUUUUUGCCUCUUGGAGAGCCAGAUGCGCCGAGCGAGGAAGAGAGGAUCUCGCCGACAGCCUCAUCAGCUCCUCCCUGUUCCUGCGCUUCAUGUGCCCAGCCAUCAUGUCACCGUCCCUGUUCAACCUGAUGCAGGAGUACCCGGCCGAGCGCACGUCCCGCACACUCACGCUCAUCGCCAAGGUGAUGCAGAACCUGGCCAGCUUCACCAAAUUUGGACCCAAGGAGGAAUACAUGUAUUUCAUGAACGAGUUCCUGGAGAUGGAGUGGGGCUCCAUGCAGCAGUUCCUCUAUGAGAUUUCCAACAUGGACACUGGAGGGAACGCCGGAGGCUUUGAGGGUUACAUCGACCUUGGUAGGGAGCUGUCCAUGCUGCACAGCUUGCUGUGGGAAGUCAUGGGACAGCUCAGUAAGGAUGCAAUCCUGAAACUUGGACCCCUGCCACGGCUGCUGAACGACAUCAGCGUUGCCCUGAGGAAUCCGCAGCUCCACAUGCCCACAAACCACCAACCGGAGAGACCGAAGGACAGACUCUUCUCCCGCCCAUCCUUCAAUCGCCUUAUGUCCUCUGAUUUCCAAAGCCUUAUGAUGCGUGAUUUAAACAGCUCGAUAGACAUCUCGCGCCUCCCGUCGCCCACGACUGGAGUCUCAGCUGUAGAAUCCCUCUCCUCCAAUCUGAACAUGAGGCGUCAGGCCGAGCGAGACCUCCGCUCUUCGUCCAGGGAGGUGUUCUACGUCACCCGCCCACCUCUGGCUCGAUCCAGCCCUGCGUACUGCACCAGCAGCUCAGACAUCACAGAACCCGAUCCGAAGGUCCACAGUGUCAACAAAAGCGUCUCCAUGAUGGACCUUCAGGACUCCCGAAUGAACAGCAUCUCGAACCUGAACUCUGUUGGAGACAUGCUAGCCUCCUCUCAGGCCUCCAUUGCUGGCCUCGGCCACAGCUUCGGGAACCUGGGCGCCCCGCUUCGUAUGGGGGGCCACUUGCCCCCGGGGUCAUCUGGCUCUGGCCUCAGACUGAGCCAGAUGGGCCACAUAGGGGCCCCAACAGAAUCCAUCUCCCAGCAGCAGCAGCAGGCCGCUGCAGCGAUGCAUUUCCCCCUUUCUUUCCAGAAUCCUCUAUUCCAUCUGGCUGCCCAGAACUCCCCGGCUCAGUCCCAGGCUCCUCCUCCAGGUGCCGCCCCUCCUCCGCUGCUCCUCACCCCGGAGGCUGAGAACGGCCACCCCGACUACCCGCCCGCCUUUGGCAACAGCGCUUUCUCCCGCAGCGAGGACCUCUCUGCCCUGCAGUCGCAGAGCAGCCUGGUGCAGCCCAGCAUCGUACAUUCACACAGCUACAGCGACGACUUCACCCGGCAGAAUCAGAACAACGACUACGCCUGGCACCAGCUGUCUCUGCAGGUGCAGGAGUCUCUGCAGCAGCAUCACCUGAUGGGACUCACAUCUCAGACAGGCACUGGCACAGGCACUCCUGCUUCCUUGGCUACACCUCCGACGACAGUUCAUCCGUCCCGCCAGUCAUCCAUUGCUGCUCAGCACCUCAAGUCCCAGCGUUCCAUCAACACGCCUGCCACUGCCACGCCUCCAAAGGUUCGUCCGCAGAGCAGGAACCUCCUCCUCAACUCCUCGGAUGCGAGCUUCAGCGGCAGUCAGCCAAAGUCCCGCCCGUCGAAGCAAACGACGCAGCAGCAGCAGCAGCAACAGCAGCAGCAGCAGCAGCAGCAGCAGCAGCAGCAGCAGCAGCAACAGCAACAACAGGACGGGCACCUGUCUGUCACCGACAGUCCGGCUCCAGGGCUACCCUUCCAGACGAGCUCCGCUAAAGAAAACCAGGCUCCGGCAGCAGCUGCAGAAGAGUCCACAGACACGCCCACAAAAAGCAGCAAGAAGUCCCAGCAGUCACAGCUGCAGCCGCCGCAGCAGCAUCUACUGAAACCAGUCGCAAACAAACAGGGUAACAGCCAGGGAAUGAACGAGCGGACGGUCGCAUGGGUCUCCAACAUGCCACACCUCUCUGCCGACAUCGAGAGCCUGCGGCCGGACCGCGAGGGCCAGCUGAAAGAGUACUCUAAGAGCAUGGAUGAGUCACGACUAGAAAGGGUGAGGGAAUACGAAGAGGAAAUUCACUCUCUGAAGGAGCGGCUGAAGAUGUCGCAUCGCAAACUGGAAGAGUACGAGCAGAGGCUUCUGAGCCAGGAGCAGCAGACCAGCAAGAUCCUGCAGCAGUACCAGAACCGCCUCGAAGACAGCGAGCGGCGCCUGAAGCAGCAACAACUGGAAAAAGACUCUCAAAUCAAAGGCAUCAUCAGCAGUCUUUCAGCCAGGUCUAUGGGGGCCUCCCUGGAUCCUGACUGCUAGCUCCAAAGUGACCAGAAUUCAUGAUGGUCACUCGGGUGUAAGAAGGUGGAUCAAAACGACUCCUACAGACUGACUCCAGUCAAAGGCCUACACAGGACCAACGAUGGUGUCAUCUCACAACAUUAUCCAUUAAGAAAUAUUUUCAAAAUUGUCGCAAAUAUGAAAACUAAGCCUGUAACAGAACUUGACAAUCAACUCAGCAAGAGGACCAACGUGUGCAGCAAAAGCUUUGCACGAUUUGGUUGAAAUAUAAGCCAGUGCCACAAUAACGGCAAUACUGUUCCUAAAGAGAUUUUGUAACUGUGGUGAAGAAGUUGUGGAAAACAAUGGGAUGAAGAUGGAUUUAAGAUUACUUUCUUCCUUCUACAAGAAGCUUCCCACUUCAGUGGCUGAGGAUAAAAUGUACUGAAGAGGCUUUUACCAGGCACAAUAUUCUUUCAUGGUGACUCCUUCAACAAGCAACAAGCAUGUUGUUGAAUCAUUAAAUAUUUUCUACUUUA
Molecule: messenger RNA, 5858 nt
Organism: Gambusia affinis (western mosquitofish)
Lineage: Eukaryota; Metazoa; Chordata; Actinopteri; Cyprinodontiformes; Poeciliidae
Product: ras/Rap GTPase-activating protein SynGAP-like
Exons: 19
Coding region: 1534-5358 (1274 amino acids)
Biological process (GO): regulation of GTPase activity
Source: RefSeq, a predicted model, not a curated record